AUGGACUCUUACUUGAUCCAGAUGGUGACUGGCAAGGCAGCCCUCCCCUCCGUCCUGGACGUCCAGGUCAGCCGGGCCAGCAAAGGCCCCUGCUGUGUGGCAGGCAAAGGGAGAGGUCACCGCAAGCCCCACUGGGCAGUCCGGGCCUCUGAGAUGUCCAAGCGGACCUUCAACCCCAUCCGGGCCAUUGUGGACAGCAUGAAGGUGGAGCCUCACCCGCAGAAGCCCCUCAUCUCCCUCUCCAUCGGGGACCCCACAGUCUUUGGGAACCUGCCCACGGAUGAGCAGGUCACCCAGGCCAUGAAGGAUGCCCUGGACUCGGGCAAGUGCAACGGCUAUGCUCCUUCCACAGGUUACCUUUCUUGCCGUGAGGUGGUUGCAGGCUACUACAGCUGUCCAGAAGCCCCUCUGCAAGCCCAGGAUGUGAUCCUGACCAGCGGCUGCAGCCAGGCCAUUGAACUGGCUUUGGCAGUCUUGGCCAACCCCGGGCAGAACAUUCUGGUGCCACGGCCGGGCUUCUCCCUCUACAAGACCUUGGCUCACUCUAUGGGCAUCGAGGUCAAGUUCUAUGACCUUUUGCCAGAGAAGUCCUGGGAGAGUGACCUGAAGCAGAUGGAGUCACUAGUGGAUGAGAAGACCGCCUGCUUGGUGGUCAACAACCCCUCUAAUCCCUGUGGGUCUGUCUUCUGCAAGGGCCACCUCCAGAAAAUACUAGCAGUGUGCUCCCGACAGUGCAUCCCCAUCCUGGCUGAUGAGAUUUAUGCAGAGAUGGUCUUUGAGGAAGGCAAGUCAGAGUCCCUUGCCAAGCUCAGCAGCAAUGUGCCCAUCCUCUCAUGUGGGGGUCUGGCCAAGCGAUGGCUGGUGCCAGGCUGGAGAAUGGGAUGGAUCCUCAUCCACGACCGCAGAGAGAUCUUUGGGAAAGAGAUCAGAGACGGGCUGCUGAGGCUGAGCCAGAGGAUCCUGGGUCCUUGCACCAUCGUCCAGGGAGCUCUUGCACACAUCCUGCACUGGACCUCCCCUGAAUUCUACCACAACACCCUCAGCUUCUUGAAAUCCAAUGCGGCACUCUGUUAUACUACACUUUCCACCGUCUGCGGCCUGCGUCCUGUCAAGCCCUCGGGAGCCAUGUACCUCAUGGUGGGCAUUGAAAUGGAGCACUUCCCGGAGUUUGAGAACGAUGUAGAGUUCACAGAGCGACUCAUUGCAGAGCAGUCAGUCUUCUGCCUGCCGGCCACGUGCUUUGAGUACCCCAACUUCUUCCGGGUGGUGCUCACGGUGCCAGAGGACAUGAUGGCGGAGGCCUGCCAGCGCAUCCGGCAGUUCUGCGAGCAGCACUACGAAGGCGCCCAGGACCUGGAGUGUGACAAGUAGCCAUGGGGGCCCCCAGCCUUCCCCCCCAGCCUGCUCCACUCCAUCCGUCUCUAUAAACAUGCCCAGGGCCAGCACCCCACUGUGACACCUUCUCAGACACAGAGGGAGGGAGGGAAACACUCCUUCCCUGCAGGCCCCCAUCUGCCAGCGAGGACAGAAGACGUCUGCAGGCCUCUGCAUUGGAACCCCCUCCCCCCCAAAAAAGCAGAGCUAAAGAUGGCCCCGUUCUUCUUCCGGGGGGGGCCCCUGGCCCCCCCCCCCCCCCCGCUGCCCUCCAGGGUUGCCAGGCUGCGGUGACUCUUCCCCUCCUCUGCCUGUUUGACAUAUUUGUAAGUUAUUGUAACUUUUGUAUGAAUAAACCUAGAGAAAAAACUA
Molecule: messenger RNA, 1746 nt
Organism: Sceloporus undulatus (fence lizard)
Lineage: Eukaryota; Metazoa; Chordata; Lepidosauria; Squamata; Phrynosomatidae
Gene: TAT
Product: tyrosine aminotransferase
Exons: 11
Coding region: 1-1371 (456 amino acids)
Biological process (GO): biosynthetic process; aromatic amino acid catabolic process
Molecular function (GO): pyridoxal phosphate binding; L-tyrosine:2-oxoglutarate transaminase activity
Source: RefSeq, a predicted model, not a curated record